This is a messenger RNA of Parastagonospora nodorum SN15, 972 nucleotides long. RefSeq lists its product as hypothetical. Lineage: Eukaryota; Fungi; Ascomycota; Dothideomycetes; Pleosporales; Phaeosphaeriaceae. The transcript has 5 exons. The record is from RefSeq and is a predicted model, not a curated record. Gene Ontology annotation, molecular function: DNA binding; zinc ion binding. The coding region runs from base 1 to 972 and encodes 323 amino acids. Gene Ontology annotation, biological process: DNA-templated transcription.
AUGUCGCUGCUCAUCGUCUCACUGGCUUGGGGAGCUUUGUUAGAUGCGGAAGAAACUACAUCGUUGCUACUCCGCCAGGAGAGUAGUGUGCGUCAGUUCUUGCUCUGUCUUGCCGAAAAGACAGGGUCAGACAACGUACAUGCGCUCAUUCUUGGCAGUAUUUCGACUGCAGCCUCCCUGAAUCUCCAUCUUGAACCUGUUCUACACAAAUUCUGUGUUAGCGACGAACAAGCUGUUCAGACCAAACGAGCUAUCUGGCUACUCUACUGUAUUGAUAAGUCUCAUGCAUUGAGAUGGCAAACCUUCUCUAUAGUUAGUGACGGUUCCCUUCCGACUAAGAACCCACCCGACAAUGUUCUUCAAAGUGAUUCUGCACCCUCUUCAGAAUGGUUGCAGAUUCGGUCUCAGUACGCCAAAAUCUGUUCGAAAAUCCUGCAGCUCCGCGUAGGCAGAGAGAAAGAGCCAUCUGAAGAUCUUUCCCACAACGCUGUGACGCUGUCAACGGCGCUGGAGAAAUGGUAUAAAGCAAGUGGAAUUAGCCAAAUGACGCCCUCACUAGACUAUAGUGACUUCAUGCGCGCCAAGCUCCAGAUAUCCUACUAUUACCACGAGGCCCAGUUUCAAUUACUAAGUAUAAGCCUGCUCUAUCCACAACCCUCUUCUCCAAUAGGGUCUCAGGAGUCUAGAGAUCGGGAACUACUCAAACGAUCGAUACGGGAAAUACUCACGGUUUCCAACACUGUCCCUUCCGAUUAUCUGCUCCAAGACUGCAAUCAUCUAUUCAUUAACACGCUCGCUUUGUGCAUGCUCGCGCUGAAUAUCCUCCAGGACCCGAGCCAGAACUGCGGGAAAGAAAACCGAGCGUUACUUAGCAUCAUCGCUGGUUUCUUUGCUAGGGUGGAGAUCAUGUUGCCGGAAAGUUCCAUCUUCGAGGAGGUGUCUAACUUGAUCGAGAUCCUUACAUACCGUUGA